This is a messenger RNA of Colletotrichum higginsianum IMI 349063, 1434 nucleotides long. RefSeq names its product NADH-ubiquinone oxidoreductase 51 kDa subunit. Bases 1 to 1434 code for a protein of 477 amino acids. The transcript is spliced from 3 exons. Gene Ontology annotation, molecular function: FMN binding; NAD binding; 4 iron, 4 sulfur cluster binding. The record is from RefSeq and is a predicted model, not a curated record. NCBI's taxonomy places the organism in Eukaryota, Fungi, Ascomycota, Sordariomycetes, Glomerellales, Glomerellaceae.
AUGGCUACUCCACGGCGGUUACCCGCGCAGGCCGCGCAGGCUGCGCGAAACUUUGCGACGGUUCGAACAUACGGCGGCCUCAAGGAUCAGGACCGCAUCUUCCAGAAUCUCUACGGUCGGUUGCCCCCGACGCUGGCCUCGGCGAAGAAGAUGGGCGAUUGGCACAAGACGAAGGAGAUCAUUCUUAAGGGACACGACUGGAUCAUCAGCGAGGUCAAGGCCUCGGGUCUCCGUGGCCGUGGAGGCGCCGGCUUUCCCUCGGGACUGAAAUGGUCGUUCAUGAACUUCAAGGAUUGGGACAAGGACGACAAGCCCAGAUACCUGGUCGUCAACGCCGAUGAGGGCGAGCCCGGAACCUGCAAAGACCGCGAGAUCAUGCGAAAGGACCCCCACAAGCUCAUCGAGGGAUGCCUCGUCGCCGGCCGAGCCAUGAACGCCACUGCCGCCUACAUCUACAUUCGCGGCGAGUUCGUCCAGGAGGCCGCUGUCCUCCAAAACGCCAUCAACGAGGCAUACAAGGAUGGUCUGAUCGGCAAGAACGCAUGCAACUCGGGAUACGACUUCGAUGUCUUCAUCCACCGCGGUGCCGGUGCCUACGUCUGCGGUGAGGAGACGUCCCUUAUCGAGUCCCUCGAGGGCAAGCCCGGAAAGCCCCGCCUCAAGCCUCCCUUCCCCGCCGCCGUCGGUCUCUUCGGCUGCCCGUCGACCGUCGCCAACGUCGAGACCAUCGCCGUCGCCCCUACCAUUUGCAGACGUGGUGGCAACUGGUUCGCCGGCUUUGGCCGCGAGCGUAACCAGGGAACCAAGCUCUACUGCAUUUCCGGUCACGUCAACAACCCUGUUACCGUCGAGGAGGAGAUGUCGAUACCCCUGCGCGAGCUCAUCGACAAGCACUGCGGCGGUGUCCGUGGCGGCUGGGACAACCUUCUGGCCGUUAUCCCCGGUGGAUCCUCCACGCCCAUCUUGCCCAAGAACGUCUGCGACAACCAGCUCAUGGACUUCGACGCCCUGAAGGACAGCCAGUCCGGUCUGGGUACUGCCGCCGUUAUUGUCAUGGACAAGAGCACCGACGUUGUCCGGGCCAUCAGCCGUCUCUCCCACUUCUACGCCCACGAGUCCUGCGGCCAGUGCACGCCCUGCAGAGAGGGUAGCAAGUGGACGGACCAGAUCAUGAAGCGCUUCGAGAAGGGCCAGGGCCGGCCACGCGAGAUCGACAUGCUUCAGGAGCUCACCAAGCAGGUUGAGGGCCACACCAUCUGCGCUCUUGGUGAGGCUUUCGCCUGGCCCCUUCAGGGUCUCAUCAGACAUUUCCGCCCCGAGCUGGAGAAGAGAAUGGAGGAGUACGCCGCGCAGAACGGCGGCGCCAACGCCUUGGGUGGUGGCUGGGCGUCUGAUGCCCGGGCUCAGGGCAAGUUGGUUUCGCCAGGACAGUAA